AAAUAAACAUGAUCAACGAUCCAAAUCCACCUAAACCUGCUUUAAUUUUGAAAGAGAUACCAGCUAUAAUUCUAGAGGUUAAAAAGGCGCAUGAAUAAUUAAAGAAUUAUGAAAAGGAUUUCGAAGAAAGGACUAAAAAAUUUAGUAAUUUAACUCAAACAAUGACUGUAAAUUUUGAAUGUAGUUUAACAAGAGAACCAAUAAAAUAUGCGGUAUUAAUAAAUAUCAAAAAGAAAGGUUUUUUUAGCAGAAUGUUUCAAGUCUUUCAAGCACUACGAUUCGAUAAUAGAUUUAGAGCAAUUUUUAAAAUUAAACUAUUCCUCUACAGCUUAACAGGCAACCAAAGUAUUUUCCUGUCCUAUAUGUAAAACUUAAACUAAGUUUGAGAAUAUAGAACAAGCCUUCUUUCCUCAUUUGAUAAUAAAUUAGUUAAGAUCAAAAGUAUUUAUCAUGAAUUUAGAAAUAGUGUGGGGAAUUGCCUUAACAUAUGAUGUAUAAUUUUGCUGAUAAAACAUUUUAUCCAUUGCACAAGGGAAAAAUGGGAAAUUUGUAAAAUGCCUAUUUUGAAUAGAUUGCAAAAUUGAUGAAAAAGGAAAUUAGACCAUAAAGUUAAUUCUAUUAAAUUGCUUAAAGCUUGAAUGAGCAUUUUAGCUUUUUGUUUUAUAACAAUUGUUCUUUGAGCUCUAUCAAGGUGAUGAUUCCAGUUAGGAGUUAGAAAUGCAAUCAUUUUGAAGUUUAUGAUUUGACAGCAUUAUUGUACCAUUUUGAUAAAAAAGAAAAAUAAUUUAAAUGUAAAAGACCUGAAUGCAAAUCAAUAAUUAAUGAAGAUGAUUUAUGUUUAGAUAAAGAUUUAUUCAACAGUUGUUUAAAGUCAUAUAGUUUUAGAUUUUCCUUCAUAUACAACAAAGAUAAACGCUAAUUGGAAGACAUUUUGGAAGAAAAAUAAGAUAUUAAUCUUGUGAAAUAUCGAUAAUUUAACAAAGCAUCAGAAUACUUAAAUUACUAAUCAAAAAUUUAUAAGUUAGUGGAUUAGAUUUACACAAGUCCUCUUAAUCAAGAUAGGACAGAGGAGUUUUAUACGAAACAUACCGUAGACCAGAUUGCGAGCGAAAAAUUGGAGUUUAAGUUUUGUUAAUUUACUGGUUAGAGAAUAGAGCUACCUUGUAGAUGCAUUAGAUGUGAAUAGAUUUAAACUUGCGAUUUAAGGUAUAUGAGUUGUAUUUUGAAUCAAUUUUAAAACCCUGCUGAAACCAAAAUGGUUGGUAACGUCAUAGAUUCUUGUCCUCUUUGCAAAAAUCCUUUCACAAAGAAGGUAAAACCUAAAGAUAUCGCUUUAAAUGAGCAAGUCUAUGUAGAUGUAAAGAUGAUGAAUUUCAUUACUAUAACAACUGGAUUUCUAAAUAUCAAUAAGAAGGACUUCAUCAAUUUUUUGAACAAUAAAUUGAUUUCAAAAGUCAUCGUCAAAAAUGAUUAAGAAUCAAUCUUGAAAGGUAAAUAGGCUAUAACCACAAUAAAAUUGAAAGUAUAAUAAUUUAAGUGAAUGUAGUGUCCAAUAUCAAAGUUGAAGAUCUUAAGGCCAAUAAGAGGAAACAAUUGUAUUCACCCUUAACCCUUUGAGUAAGGCAUAAUAGAUUUGCAUUAAGAUGGGGAAAUCGAUCUAAACCAAAUGAAUUGUCCAAUUUGUGAAACAAAGUUCGACUAUUUUAUAGAAGACAAUUUUUUGAAGGAUCAAUUAUAAAUAUUUUACUCAUAAAAUUUAGAAGAAUGUGACUCUGUUCGAUUAAAUAUAAUGAAUGAUAAAAUUUCUAUAAAACCCAGAAAUUAGUGAUUG
Molecule: messenger RNA, 1831 nt
Organism: Paramecium octaurelia
Lineage: Eukaryota; Ciliophora; Oligohymenophorea; Peniculida; Parameciidae
Source: the annotation of a GenBank genome assembly